GAAGGCGUGACCAUUGGAUACACAUACGACGCGUUCUUCAUAAGUGACGGUCGAUCCAAACGCAGAAAUUUGAUGAAAACUAAUCUUAAUAAUACAGCAGCAAUAACGACAGCAAACGAUUUAAAAACGCGCUACAAAUGCGCCGAAUGCGGCAAACACUACGCCACGUCGUCCAAUCUCUCUCGCCACAAGCAGACGCACAGAAGUUUGGACAGCCAGCAAGCGAAACGCUGUCCCCACUGCGGCAAGGUCUACGUUUCCAUGCCAGCCCUCUCCAUGCACAUCCUCACCCACGACCUCAAGUAUCAGUGCCGGGUUUGCCAGAAAUCCUUCAGUCGGCCUUGGCUACUUCAAGGUCAUUUGAGGUCACACACGGGCGAGAAACCGUUUGGAUGCGCGCACUGCGGGAAGGCAUUUGCCGAUCGGUCAAAUUUGCGCGCGCACAUGCAGACGCAUUCGAGUUUCAAGUUGCACACAUGCAAGAGGUGCUGUAAAUCUUUCGCAUUGAAGGCCUAUCUGAAUAAGCAUCAGGAGUCCGCUUGCUACAAA
Molecule: messenger RNA, 549 nt
Organism: Helobdella robusta
Lineage: Eukaryota; Metazoa; Annelida; Clitellata; Rhynchobdellida; Glossiphoniidae
Exons: 2
Biological process (GO): regulation of DNA-templated transcription
Molecular function (GO): DNA-binding transcription factor activity, RNA polymerase II-specific; RNA polymerase II cis-regulatory region sequence-specific DNA binding
Source: RefSeq, a predicted model, not a curated record